CACAUAUUGUUUGAACACUGAACUCUUCCCCUUGUGUGUAAACAGCUCCAGCAUGUAGCUGCACUGCACUUGGGGAAAACAGGCAGUUAUAGAGAGAGAGAAGUGUGGACGGUGGUUUGGCCGGAAAAACGCCAUGUCUGUGUUCAAGUACUCUGCUGUGGACUUCCUCCUCACUUGUCUGGGACUGGUGUUCCUGCUGCUCGACAUAGGGCUGGACGUUUUCGCCGUGGUGAGUUUCUACCAGGAGAAGGCCUACGCGAGCCUCGGCUUCCUGCUGCUCUUCCUGCUCGGCUCGUCCGUGCUCGUCCAGGCCUUCAGCUGGCUGUGGUACAGCUACGAGGACUUCAAGAGGGAGACAAAGGUCGAGAGCUGCCUGAGCCCGUGCCAGCUCCGCCUUCUGCAUGUGCUCCAGCUGGGAAUCUACUUCAGGCACGCAGGCGUCGUGGAGGUUUCCGUGCUCAGCUUCUUCACGAAGACCCAGGGCCCAGAGGAUCGCGCCGUGUUCCUGAGCCACGACCUCAGCCUGCUGCGGCUCAUAGAGACCUUUUCCGAGAGCAGCCCCCAACUCGUGCUCAUGCUUGCUAUCAUCUUGCAGCGCGGCCAGCUCGACCCCGUGACAGUGCUGAAGGCUCUGGGGUCGGCCUCGGCCAUCGCCUUCAGCGUGACCAUGUACCACCGCUCCCUGCGCUCCUUCCUGCCCGACAAGGAGAACCAGCGGGUGACCUCGUCGGCGGUCUACUUCCUCUGGAACCUGUGUCUCAUCUUGUCGCGCCUCGUCGCCCUCGCCCUCUUCGCCUCCGUGCUGCCCUGCUUCAUCUUCACCCACUUCCUCUGCUCCUGGCUGCUGUUGUUCUUCGUCGCCUGGCGGACCAAGACGGACUUCAUGGAGAGCCCCGGUGGAGAGUGGCUUUACCGGGCCACCGUGGGCCUCAUUUGGUACUUCGCCUGGUUCAGCGUGUUCGACGGCCGGACGAGGUACAGGAUGCUGCUCUACCACGGGUACAAACUGGCUGACGUUUCCCUCCUCUGCGGCCUGUGGUGCUGGAAAAUCACAUAUGAACCGUUUCAUUUGGAAAUAUCCCCCGUUUAUGCAAUAAUCACCGCCGUGAGUGUUGUUGCCGCGUACAUCCUCGGUCUCUUAUUCAAGAUGAUAUAUUACAAGUGCUACCACCCAAACCUCGGCAGAGAGGAGUUGAAGGGAGACCCGACUGGAGAUGGCGUGACCGGGAGCAGAUCUCCGUCCGGUGACGUGGUGGACCACUUGGUCACAGGUGCCUCGCACGACGUCACUGAGCCUCAGUUGUUGAGCCUGCAGGUGUCCUUGCACACGCAUGAUGUUACAGACCGCAGCUGGUCGAGCCCCGCGGCCCCCAGCGGGAAACGCUGCAAUAAAAGAAUGAGGAAGAUGGCCGAGAACUUCUACUCCUGACCCUACAGGACGUGACGUUGGAAAGAGACCCGCGGUCAACACGUCCGCCUGCUGAAGAUCACAGGGCUGAGUGGGACGGACUAUGACCCGACCACGGACUAACCACUGAUAUGAACUCAUAGACCCCAGAUGUCCGGUACCGCUUUAUCCUCAAUGGCACUUUCUGCACUGUUUUAACUGCUGCUACCGAGACAAAUAAUAAAGACAAACUUCGGUCUGAAA
Scophthalmus maximus (turbot) is the source of this 1651-nucleotide messenger RNA. Its product is annotated as XK-related protein 8. Bases 134 to 1429 code for a protein of 431 amino acids. NCBI's taxonomy places the organism in Eukaryota, Metazoa, Chordata, Actinopteri, Pleuronectiformes, Scophthalmidae. The record is from RefSeq and is a predicted model, not a curated record. Gene Ontology annotation, biological process: engulfment of apoptotic cell; phosphatidylserine exposure on apoptotic cell surface; apoptotic process involved in development. The transcript has 3 exons. Gene Ontology annotation, cellular component: plasma membrane.